AUGUUAUCCUCGAGGCCGGAAGUUGGGAAUACGUCCGACUCCGUUCGAGCAGUAGGUGUUUCCACGGAAACCAAGCUUUCUACUUCGCCGCCCCAACCGUCCCUCCCACUCCAACAUACUCGAUCUCUUUCCUCGGCCGACUCCAAGUCACACAAGCCCCUCCCGAAGCCGCCCAGGCCUGUGUCCAAGUCCGUGUCCACUGGCACCCUCCAUACAAUGGCUGCUGUGUCGAGUGCGCCCGGAAUACCAAUUCCUAGAGUCCAUACGCCCUAUAGCGAUGAAGAGGGCAACAUGAGUACGCUACCAGACCCUCGUAGCCGGACAAUGUCGCCCUCCAGCGAGCAAGGCACGUUCAGUCCGUCGUUCCAUCACCCAGACUUGAGCAAUGAAGUAGCUACGCUUAGCAAUAAACUCAUUAAUGCGAUCAACCACCAAACGAACCUGGACGACACGCUCUCGGCGACUCGGCAUGAGCUGGAGACAUGCCGCGAACGGGUUAACGUUCUCGAAAAGGAGAACAAGGAGCAUGCGGACCUGCUUGCGCGUGGGAUUUUAAUCAGGAAAUCUCUUGCGGAAGCUGAGAAGAAUAGGCUCCUUGUGACUCUGGCCGAUGAGAGAAGGCACCGGGCAGAAGUCGAGAAGGAGAAGAGGAGCAUUGAGCAGGAACUAGAGAACUUGACGACGGCCUUGUUUGAGGAAGCGAAUAAGAUGGUAAUCACUGCGCGAGAGGCGUCCCAAAAGGAGUACGAUAUCCUUCAACGCAAAAACGAGCAACUAAGGGCACAACUUGUGGAUACGGAGGGUUUGCUGAAAUCGUCACAAGAACAACUGACCGAGUUGAAACAUGUUAUGGAGCAAAUGACCGAAGAGCGAGAAGAGUCGAUAAAUGCUACCGCCCCGCCUACCCCAGGCUUCAGCAAAUUUGACGGCAAGGAUGUAAUGGUACAGGAUGGGGAAAGAUCCCAGUCAUCGUCGAUACCAGAUCCCGUAUCGCCGGCUUGUCCGACAAGCUUCACGCACCUGUUACAUACAGUUCUUCGAACUGAUCUUACAUCCUACGAGGACUUCACAUCCUUAUUACGCAUGUCCAAAAAUAUAGUCGGAAGCAGAGUAUCCAGCGGGUCCUAUGGAGCCAUUGGGUUGGGACUAGGCCUAGGAGCUUAUUCCGGAACCGGCAUGCAACAAGUAAAUAAUGGAUCGACUUCGUCCAUCUCGACUACUGCGACUCUCGGAUCUUCACCUGCCACGCCCACUACACCUGCGUCUACGGUCAGUACAGGUUCGACAAACGGCCCCAACUCCACGACUCCAUUAAAGGACACUAAGUUUUACAAACGAGCAUUGGCCGAGGAUAUCGAACCGACCCUGAGACUGGACACUGCUCCAGGUCUUUCAUGGUUAGCCCGUAGAACCGUGCUAAAUGCAAUUUGCGAGGGUAGUCUCGUCAUCGAGCCAAUGCCCGCUUCUACCAAGCCCUAUGUUUUUGCAUGCUCAUUAUGCGGCGAGACCCGAAAGGAUCCUUCCCAUGUUCGCAGCCAUCGAUUCCGAACCAGCGAAAAUGAAAAUGCCCAAAGAUAUCCUCUCUGCAGGUACUGUCAUGGACGUGUACGCUCGACGUGUGGUUUCCUCGGCUUCUUGCGAAUUCUAAAGGAUGGCCACUGGAGAGCGGAUGAUGAGGAAGCGGAAAGGGCGGCCUGGGAAGAAAGUGUAAGAUUAAGAGAACAAAUGUUUUGGUGCCGGAUGGGCGGAGGAGUUGUCCCUGCUCAUCAGGUCCAUUCCGAUCAUCCACGAAGCCCUCGGUUGAGUGCCGAUAUAAGAACCGAGCAAGAGAGGGAACUGGCGAGGGAGAUUGAAGAAACGGGAGAAAUUCGACCAAGGGAUAUCACACCUAUUGUUGGGAUGUCGCCCAGGAAUUCGACUCUCACGAUGAAGACUUCAAUCAGAGUUAGUAAAACCUUGGCGCAGGUUGAUACGGCUGAAGGUCUUUGGCAGGCUGCGCAGCAGGAUGCUGUAGCUCCUAAUCCAUCUGAAAACGCUUCAGACAAAGAUGCGCCUAUACCAGCAGGAGGCAUACCAAGCAGCGUUAUCAAAUCCCCAGCCCAAGAACUCUCCUCGAAUAAUGAGGCUGAGCAACGAGUGGACGAACCAAGCAAUGAAGUGGAUCCCUCAUCUCAAGACCCGCCCCUAGAAAAGGAGGAAUCCACGAGAGAUUCGAUACAAUCUACCUCGUCAUUAGAGGUUCCUUCUCCAGACGAUGGGAGGAAAGACGACGCCAAGCGGCUUUCCAUCACCAUCCCGAGCACAUCCGAAUGA
This is a messenger RNA of Venustampulla echinocandica, 2313 nucleotides long. RefSeq lists its product as uncharacterized. Gene Ontology annotation, cellular component: Golgi to plasma membrane transport vesicle; cell tip. Gene Ontology annotation, molecular function: guanyl-nucleotide exchange factor activity. The record is from RefSeq and is a predicted model, not a curated record. Gene Ontology annotation, biological process: exocytosis. Lineage: Eukaryota; Fungi; Ascomycota; Leotiomycetes; Helotiales; Pleuroascaceae. Bases 1 to 2313 code for a protein of 770 amino acids. The transcript has 3 exons.